Messenger RNA from Parascedosporium putredinis, 189 nucleotides. NCBI's taxonomy places the organism in Eukaryota, Fungi, Ascomycota, Sordariomycetes, Microascales, Microascaceae. The record is from the annotation of a GenBank genome assembly.
AUGUCAUUUCCCUCCAAGGCUUUAGUUUACCAAAUCAGCCAAUAUGGAAGCCCCGAGCCUAAGCCCCAGCCCAAGCCCGAAUCGCCUAGCGGCGGUAAGGGCAACGCCUCGCAGGGCUCCUGGCUUUGCGGUUGUGGUGCCCGCAACCCCGUCGGCACCAAGACCUGUGGUACCUGCGGCAAGCGCUAA